Olea europaea var. sylvestris is the source of this 684-nucleotide messenger RNA. RefSeq names its product cytokinin dehydrogenase 6-like. Lineage: Eukaryota; Viridiplantae; Streptophyta; Magnoliopsida; Lamiales; Oleaceae. Gene Ontology annotation, molecular function: oxidoreductase activity; FAD binding. Bases 1 to 684 code for a protein of 227 amino acids. The transcript is spliced from 2 exons. The record is from RefSeq and is a predicted model, not a curated record.
AUGGCUAGUCGUUGUCUAAUUCCUGCACAUUUUAUUGUCUUCUUCAUCGUAAGCCGUUUAAUGUCCAUUAUAGGGAAGUUAAGGCGAUCAAACAAUUCACUUGCUUCUGAAAUUCAUUCCCCAGUUAUCGGUUCUAAGCUUUGCUAUGAUCUUGAAGCCAUUGGACUUGCCUCGACCGACUAUGGUAAUAUUGUUCAAGAAAUUCCUUCCGCAGUUCUUUAUCCAACAUCCAUAGCCGAUAUUAUCGAGCUAAUCAAAUUCUCUAACAUAUGUCCACACCCGUUUAACGUGGCAGCACAAGGCCACGGACAUUCUGUGAGAGGACAGGCCAUGGCACAUAAGGGGGUAGUGGUGAAGAUGCCUUCUUUAAAGAAAUACUACGAAAAUGGGAAUGGAAUUAGGGUUUCUACAUCAGGAAAUUAUGCAGAUGUUGGAGGUGAACAGCUUUGGAUUGAUGUACUGAAUACCACACUAGAACAUGGCCUUGCACCUGUUUCGUGGACUGACUACUUGUACCUAACUGUUGGGGGUACACUUUCUAAUGCUGGAAUCAGUGGACAAACCUUCCUCUAUGGUCCUCAGAUUAGCAAUGUUCUUGAAAUGGAUGUUAUUACGGACCCUCACUUAAGCAUAAAGGUGGACCUGUUUCAUAAGGGAAUCUUAGAUAUAAGGUCCAAAAACUAG